AUGUUCACCUUCACUUUACGACUCUUUUCGUUGCUCCUCAUCUCCACCACCACCUCCACCGCCACUGCUCAACCAUACAAAGCCACAGACCACUUCCUCCUAGACUGUGGUGCAUCCUCCACCACCACCAGUUUUUCACGGCGAUGGAGUGGCGAUGAACAUUCUGAAUUCCUACCUUUCAACAGCCACGUCACAUCCUUUUUAUCCACCCCCACCGCCCAAUAUCCUCCACCACCAGAAACCCUUUACACCACCAGUCGUAUCUUCAACACUUCUUCAUUCACCUAUAAGUUUCCCGUGUCCCAAGGCCCCAAAUUCCUCCGCCUCCAUUUCUAUCCCGCCACCUACUCCGACCUCAAAGCAAACCAAUCUUUCUUCUCUGUAUCAUCCAAUGGCUACUCUCUGUUGACCAACUUCAGCGCUUCACGAACCUCCUGCUUUCUCUCUCAACCACGUCCGAAACUUUCUAGCUUUUUCAAAGAAUUUAUCAUCUAUGUAAAAGAUACCCAAAUCCUAAACGUUACCUUUACACCCUCACCCAACUCGUAUGCAUUCAUCAAUGGUAUUGAAAUCGUUUCUAUGCCGGAAAAUCUGCAUUUUAAGGCAGAAAAAUAUAAAUACCUUGAUCAAAUUUCAGGACCCGUUGUUGAUAACUACACAGCUCUUGAAACUAUUUAUCGGGUCAACGUCGGUGGGGGACAAAUAUCAAGUAAGGAUGAUACCGGCAUGUAUCGAUCAUGGGAUGGAGAUGACAAUUACAUAUUCGGAGCUGCGUUUGGAUUAACUUGGGUUAUGGAUAGUCCAAUCGUGUACACCACAAACACACCCAAUUAUACAGCACCUGAGAUAGUUUAUCAAACCCAAAGGAGUAUGGGCUACCUAUCUCAGCACUACAACCUAACAUGGGCGCUUCCGGUUGAUUCUGGGUUCUAUUACUUGCUCAGGCUCCAUUUUUGCAACAUUAUACCAGAAUAUACGAAAAAUUUUCAGAUGGUGUUUAAGAUCUUCAUUAAUAAUCAAACUGCUGAGCAUGACGCUGAUCCAUUCUUUUGGACUCAAGGUAGCGGGUGUCCGGUAUACAAGGAUUACGGUGUGUAUGUAGCAGACCCAGAUGGCAAACGAAGCAAGCAAGAUUUGUGGCUCGCAUUGCAUCCUAAUUAUGCAGAAUCUGAGAAAUACAAUGAUGGUUAUUUAAAUGGUUUGGAAGUCUUCAAGUUGAACAUGACUGGUAAUCUUUCUAGCCCCAAUCCAGAACAUAGUUGUAGCACCCCAGCAGCAAGGGUGACAUAUCCUAUAAAAGAGAAGAAGAAGAAAGCUCCAUAUGUCGUGAUACUUGGAAGUGUUGGGGGAGGAUUGGUCAUGUUGUGUGUUCUAGUUCUUAUGGUCUUAUGUUAUCGAAGGCGAGUGAUGGAAAAAUCAUCAUGGGGACGAACUUCCAGUGAAUCAAAGUCUCCAAAGUAUUUCAGCGCAUUACUUCCAUCAGAUCGCUGCCAUCGUUAUACACUCAAAGAGUUGAAAUUUGCUACAGAUGAAUUUAAUGAAAAUUGUGUCAUAGGCAACGGAGGGUUUGGAAAAGUAUAUAAAGGGUAUAUGGAGAAGACUAGAGACACUGUAGCAAUCAAACGGCUCAACAAAUCAUCCAGUCAAGGUUUUCAUGAAUUCCAAACAGAAAUAGCGAUGUUGUCUAAACUACGACAUGUCCAUCUAGUAUCCUUGAUUGGGUACUGUGAUGAGAAUGGAGAGAUGAUACUGGUGUAUGAGUACAUGGCUCAGGGUACUCUACAGGAACAUAUUUACAACACAAACAACCCUCCUUUGUCAUGGAAAACACGUCUUAGUAUUUGCAUUGGCGCAGCUAAAGGGUUGCAUUAUCUCCACACAUGUGGAAAGCGAAGAAUAAUUCACAGGGAUGUCAAGUCUACGAAUAUUUUACUGGAUGAAAAAUGGGUAGCUAAGUUGUCUGAUUUUGGUUUGUCAAAACUCGGGUCUAAAGAUCCUUUGAAGACACAUGUUAGCACAUUGGUGAAGGGUAGUCUUGGGUAUAUAGAUCCCGAAUAUUGCAAAACCAAACAACUUACGGACAAGUCUGAUGUGUACUCUUUUGGAGUGGUUUUGCUUGAAGUGUUGUGUUCAAGACCUAUUAUACUUCGACGACUGAGUGACGAACAAGUGAGCUUGGUAACAUGGGGCAAGUCUUGCUAUCGAAGGGGAACCUUGCAUGAAAUAAUUGAUCCAAAGGUAAGUGGUGAGAUUGCACCGGAGUGUUUACGGAAGUUUGGUGAUGUCGCAAACAGUUGCUUGCAUGAGGAAGGUUCUGAACGACCCACUAUGGAGGAUGUCGUAUGGGGACUAGAAUUUGCAUUGCAACUACAACACAUUGCUAAUGAGUCCAUGCCUGAAAAUCAAUAA
Lactuca saligna is the source of this 2409-nucleotide messenger RNA. NCBI's taxonomy places the organism in Eukaryota, Viridiplantae, Streptophyta, Magnoliopsida, Asterales, Asteraceae. The record is from the annotation of a GenBank genome assembly.